Molecule: messenger RNA, 1047 nt
Organism: Symbiodinium natans
Lineage: Eukaryota; Dinophyceae; Suessiales; Symbiodiniaceae
Source: the annotation of a GenBank genome assembly
AUGGUUCAUGGAAACCAACGUGACCCUCAAGUGUGGGGCAAUUUGUUGGACCAAGCCUUGGCUUCGCAUGCUGAGCUUUCACCGCAUGACAUGGCCAGCAUCUUGUGGUCAAUGUCGAAAGCCCGCUACCAUCACGAAACGUUGGUCAAAGAGUUUGCGCGCACCUUGUCAUUUCGAGCUGGCGUGACAUCCAUCGUGACAGCUAUGCUGGCAUUGGACCGGUUGGGCUUGCCCACGGAAUCGCUUAGGGCUCCCUUUCUGCAGCAGCUAAGCGGGCACUGCCAAGAACUCAGUUUUGCAGAUUUGCGACGGGUCCUCAUGGCAUUGGCACGAUGCUGGAAACAAGCAGCUGUCCAGCAAGAUCUGUUGUUUGAGAUUUGCGACGCCACUGCUGACAAAGCCAUCGGCUGUGACCCACGAGACCUUGUGGCGAUGCCACAACAUUUGGGCCGGCUACAGUUUCUGCACGGGCCACUGCUCUCUGCAUCAGCUGAUGCGGUGUCCAGGCUGGUGGCUUCACGUUUAUCCGUUCUGCCUUUGGAUAUCCUGCGUGCCAUGGAUGGUUUCCUCCUGGUAGCCGGUUUCUUGGAGGCGGGUGCAGCUCGUGCUCAAACCUUAGAGCUUGCACGAAAGUGUCAGCUCUUUGGGGGACAGCUGCUGAAAUCAUCAAGGCAGUCGGAGCUUUGGAACAUCGGAUCACAGCUUUUGGGCGCCGAGAUUGUGAGCUCACAAGUUUGGGUUCUGUGGGCCUCAGAGAUGGUUCAGCACUCGCCCGAGACCAGUCGCGCAAGAGGAGUUGCAGUUCUACGCCAGCAAAUGGCAAAGAAAUGGUCAUUGGAUCGUCCUCCGGAAGGAUUGCAAGAAGCGCUUCAAGUCUUGUUGAGACCUCAAGAAAACAGUGCCGCAAGCGCUUGGAAAGCGCGGUUUCGACUUGCAGCGACAUGCAGCGACAUUGCCUUGUCAGUCGUUGCAAUCCAUCCGCGCCUCCACCAGCUGUCGCAGUGCAGGAAAAUCAUUAACGUGUGUGUUCGAGUUGAGUUAUGUUGA